AUGGAGUGUGUGUUUGGGUCUGGCAUGGCAUUAAAGAGAGAGUGAUGAGAAAGUAUUAAAUUUGGAAUUGUGUUGUGAUGUUGGUGCAGGCCCGGCCUUCCAUUAAAUAACUCACUACACUAGUCAACUGCCUAAGUCACCAGCCAAACACAAAAUGUAAUUUGUUACUACUUCCAUUUUAAUUUUUAGUUUUCUUCACUUGAAUGUUGGAUUGUGUUUCAAUGUCUUCUGAUCUCUAUACUAGUCUCGACCUUCUCUUCCUCUCAGCCUCUCCAAUUCAUGAUGAGCUUCAAGGGAAUAAUUCUCUUCACCCCCUUACCCCUUCUUUCUGCUCUUUUUCUCCUCACCAAGACCACACCCUCCUUCAUCCUAACACUAACACACAAGUCACAAGUGAGGAAUGCCAAAUGAGUGCCUACAAUCACCACCCUCUUUCUCAUGCUUAUGAAACUGCAUCAAACUUCAUACAUAGGAGCUUCAGCUGUAACUCUUUUGAGGGGAACACCUUCGAAGCUCACCCUCACACUUUCAUGCAAUGGCACUCCCCGGAAAACACUUUCUUCACUGGACAAAUCAGGAGGGUCUGCAGUACAGGAGAUUUGCAGAGCGCGAAAGCAACAGAUGUGUGUCGAACGGAGGAAGGCAACUUGAAAGUAGGGCGUUAUAGUGCCGAAGAAAGACAGCAGAAAAUCUCAAAAUACAGAGCCAAGAGAAGCCAGAGGAAGUUCAACAAGAUUAUUAAGUAUGCAUGCCGAAAGACACUAGCCGACAAUCGAACCCGCAUACGUGGCAGAUUUGCACGUAACGAGGAAAUCAAAGUCUCUUCUUCAACUUCAACCAUAGAAGAAUGUGAAGACGAGUUCUGGGUUGAAUUCAUUGAAGGAUUAAAUGACCAAGUGAUGGGUUAGUGUAGACUGUAGAGACUCUCUGUCUCUGCCCUUUGGUUUGGCUCUUAACUCUUACGUCGUUGCCCUUUUUGUAAGCAAAGGAAACAAAUACCAAAAGCCUUUUCACUUUUAACUUUUUCCUAAUUUAUUAAUAAAGUCGCUUUGUUGUAGGAAGUCAAUUGUAAGUUGGGUAGUUGGUUGGAGUUGGAGGUUGCUUCCACUUUUCUUUUUUUCCCUUCUUAUUUGUAGUCUUUGAUUUUGAUUUCGAUUUCACUUUCCUAUUCUUGGUUUCCAUUUGUUCAAUGUAUAUAAACCAUAUGUAUCAUAUUCAAUAAGGUGAUGUAAUUUUAUAAAAUAUGUAAACAAUAAGGAUAUUGCUUUAUACUAUUCUUUUAUAUCGUA
This is a messenger RNA of Cajanus cajan (pigeon pea), 1289 nucleotides long. RefSeq lists its product as uncharacterized. Lineage: Eukaryota; Viridiplantae; Streptophyta; Magnoliopsida; Fabales; Fabaceae. Gene Ontology annotation, molecular function: DNA-binding transcription factor activity; protein binding. The record is from RefSeq and is a predicted model, not a curated record. Gene Ontology annotation, biological process: regulation of flower development. Gene Ontology annotation, cellular component: nucleus.